Candidozyma auris is the source of this 3219-nucleotide messenger RNA. RefSeq lists its product as uncharacterized. The record is from RefSeq and is a predicted model, not a curated record. NCBI's taxonomy places the organism in Eukaryota, Fungi, Ascomycota, Pichiomycetes, Serinales, Metschnikowiaceae. The transcript has a single exon. Gene Ontology annotation, cellular component: intracellular membrane-bounded organelle. Gene Ontology annotation, molecular function: phosphatidylinositol binding. Bases 1 to 3219 code for a protein of 1072 amino acids.
AUGGCUUUUCUUGAAAUUGCUGAGAUUCAAGUCAGCAUUUCCUGUGUCCUUUAUGCUGGAGCGUUAAUUGGAUUACUUUGUUGGGCUUCUUGGUGGAGGAUUCUCCUUACUCUACUUCUCCUCUCAGCAUUGGGAUCCUUAUUGUUCUACAAGGCUGCGAGAUACUUAAUCACUGCAAAACUGAUACAUCCAGAUGAAAUAAGAUCUGCGCAUACGAAGUUUACAUUUUUGGAACAAGAGAGGUGGGUCCAUGAGAAUGAGCGGCUACAUACCGUUAGAGAAAGCAUAAACAUAUGUCAGUCCAAAUCCAUUAACGGACUACUUGAUGAAUUGGUGGAUCUUAUACUCUCUGUAUUCAUAGACUCCUGGUACCUGAGUCUAUCGACGGACAGAGCUUUUCAAAACAGUUUGAAACGAGAGCUAGUUCAGAUCCUCGGGUGUGUCAAAACUCGAAUACAAAAAGCAGACAUACCUUCCAUCCUCGUGUUGAAGGUCUUGCCGAUACUCAACACACAUUUCAAGCAAUUUGCUCAAAACAUCCCACAUGACAACAAAUCCUACUCAUAUGAGAGUCAAGUAAAAUUUGUCAGGUCGUUAGGUAAGAAUGUGCAUGAGGAUAUUUCUAUUGUGCAUAGCAAAGCCGACAGAGUCAGAGAGAACGCAUUUUUCAGAAGGUUGGCUGGAAAAGCUCUUUCGAGCGUGUUAUCUGAAGAAGAGGUCGAGAGUACCAUAGUAACUUCGAUUUUGAGAGAGGUUCUCGGCUCUUCAAUUCUCGGCAACUUAAUUGAAAUGCUAGCAGAAGGUGACUUUUUGAAUCAAAUGUUGAUCAAGUUCAUGGGGGACAGUCUACAACGAAGGAGUCAGGUAAAGCGUCUUAGAGAGGCCCUAGAAAAACACACUAAACGACCUGACGCGCAACUCUCGGGCUCUCCGGCCGUGGUGGCUCCUCCAAGCUUGAAAGGCAAGCUCACGAAAUCCGAUUAUCUGGCGGCCUUACAGUUCAUCGAAGUCGCAUCUGGGGAAGACUUACGAUCCCUACUUCAUGAAGUGAAUACGAAGAUGUCGCUGAUAUCCAAUGCUCUGGAUCCUGAGGAAGCCACGCUAAUUGCUGCUAUAUCUCAUAAAGUCAAGUCAAAACUCAAAAAGUUAGGAGAUAGUUCUACGUUGCAUGAUAUUUUGAGUCAUUCUCAUUCUCGCGAGGAAUUUUUCGACUACCUUGACCAUGUUGGAGCUGGAAAACUCAUCGAACUCUACGUGUCCAUAAAUGACCUCAAGACUCCGUUGGUGACAGCUGAUUCCGAUGAUUAUCAUUCAUUAGAGUUCGCUGAUGAAGAGUCAAUAAAGUCAAUUUAUGACAAGUUCCUCGAAAAUGAAGAGUUACUGCUUGAUAACAUUGAUUUAGCCGCUAUAAAGAGCUAUUUAAAAGAUUUGUCCGGGCUUAACGAUGCAAAGCGUUCCUUGUUUAAUAUACAGCAGAAGGUUUUUGAUAUAUUACUAUUUGAUUAUCUACCGCGUUAUUUGCCCUCGAAGUCACCCCAGGUGCACCACUCUGAGAUGAUAACUGGCGGCGCCUCUGCAGAUACUCUGCUAGUGCAGUAUGAUGUGUCCAGUGUCGAUCAUGAAUCGUUGGAGAGACCAAUUAGUCCGGCCGUGUACGAAGCUGUUCAAGAAUCUUUAGAGCAGAUUCUCAAUUCAAAGGGUCAAAAGGCUGCUAAUCUUGCAGUUUCAAGAAGCCAGACGUCAUCUAAUCUAGGAAGUUUGUCAUCAAGUGGUCAUCCAUCCAUCAUGGCGGGCCUUACCAGCUCUAAUCUGAAGCGCAAUUGGCCAAAUGAUGAUCCUGAUGGCGCUUACUUGCAUGAAUUGCUAACAGACACCACAUCUGACAAUGAAUCAAUAAUUUCAAAUGAGACUCAAUCUGAUUCAGAUAACUCCAGACUCAGCAGUUCCGAAAUUCUUAUGGCAGCGCCAGGUGACCUUAGCAUUUCCGAGAAACUUCGAACUAUUGACAAGGAGAUUAACAGCUUGAGGGAGCAAGUAAACAUCACGUUUCCGCUUUUGAGAAAGGCGGAGUUGACGAACAACGUUUCCGAGUUGAACAUCCUUAAAAGAUUGCAACAGGGCUUAGAACGGGAGAUUGCUUCCAAGGAGCUUCAAAGACAACAUUGGAUCAUUCAAGAGAAUGAAAAUAGUCUUUUUGGAAAAUCUAAGAUUCGAAUCCCGUCGUAUAUGUCAGAGACGAAGAACCGCUCGGAAUAUAUUAUCUACAUUAUAGAGGUUCAGAAAUUCUCUCAUGAUGACCCUAGCGAAAUUGUUGCUGGAUGGGUUGUUGCGAGACGGUUUAGUCAGUUUUAUCAACUCCAUGAGUACUUAAAGAGAAAAUCACCGAAGGUUUCGUCCAUCAAGUUCCCGAAAAAGUCUGUGCUUAAUUUUCAAAAGAAACAACUUUUGGAGAUUAGAAGACAAGCCCUCGAAAAGUAUCUACAAGAAAUUCUCAACAUACCUGAAGUCUGCUCAGAUCCCAUCCUUAGGUCUUUUCUCUCAUCCGAGAACUUCCUGUUUGGCUCAAUAAGGCAGCCCAAGCGACAAAUUGACGAUCUUUUUGGAGGACUAGCAGUUCGAUUUCAGAAUCCAUUGUCUACACCGGAGCAAGUAUCCUCUGAUCGUCCUAAUGAAAACUUGAUCGAGAGCAUAAAGGAGAUGCAAAAAGAAUUGAAGCAAUUUGAUGAUUCUCAACUUCAAAGUUCCGGCAAAGUUCCUUUUGUGAAACCAAUCUCUGACUUGUUAAUUGAUCUAUUUGACAUUGGUUCAUCGAAGAGUUGGAUAAGAGGAAGAGCUCUUCUCAUUUUAUUGCAACAGGUUCUCGGGUCUGCUGUCGAAAAAAAGGUUCCCGUCAUAAUCAAGACAUACAUGAAUGAUCUGGUACUUGUCCUGAACUGUAUCAGGUCAUUAAAAGAGACCAUGUUUCCGGAGGGCAAGUUUAGAGAACCUCCGCCUGUGAGAAAUGAUAUUCAGCGCAAUAAAACUAGAGAGGAAGCGAGAGCAAUAUUCGAAAUCUAUUUGGAGGAAACUUGUGGUAAACUUUUUGGCUCCACUAACACGAGAGCGCGUUCAAGGGUUAUUUUCGAACUUUUCCAAAAUGACAUAUUGAACAAACUGCUACUAUUUCAGGUCAUCGAAGUUUUGGUUGCGGAACUAUUCCCGAAUGAAAAACAACUGUAA